GCAAUCCCGGCCAUCGCAAUCCUAUUCCCGGCGUCAUGUACAGUUAUUCCUCCAUAUCAGCCGUUUGACCUACUGAACGGAAGUUGAAGAGCUGCUGCUGAUAUUAUGGACGGAAUUCCAAAAUGAACUGAAGUUAAUUUAUUUGAAAAGAAGCGCUGCGCGGAAGUGGAGGUAUGUUUUUCUCUUCAGGUGCGCAGCAUUGGUGGACAAGGGCGUGGAUGUAGCAAUGGUGCUGGAUCUGGGUGAGAACUGCAUGGAGCAGGCUAAUGGAGGAGGGCUCGCAAAGAAUGUCUCAGAAAUGUUAGAACCAGAGCCCAGCACAGAGAAACCCAAACCAGUCAGAGCCAGGACCAGCAGUAUCACCCAAAGAGACAAAUCGACCCACAAUGGGCCUCACACGCAGCCUUGUACCACUUGGGAUGGCUGCUCCCAGGUUCAACGAAGACUCCAGAAGACAGAAGGUAGAAAUAAAGGAGAAUCUGCGCAGCCAAGGGAACCUUCCAAACCGCCACCUUGUCGAAGGCCACUUAGUCUGGAAAUAAAACCACAGCGAAUUAGAGCAACGCAGCCAGUGCAGAAGGUGAUGCAGCCACCGUGGCGUAGUGGUGGCCCUUCUCCACCCAUGCGAAGCUUGACAAGCCUUAGUUUGGGGCCAGGGAACUGGCUUCGCCGGAGUGAGAGCACAUGCACAAUGAACUCCACGACGCCCGCAUGUGCUGGCAGGGGUCAAAUGAGACCUGCAACCUCCUUGCCACAUAUUGCCAGGGGUAUCGCUCCACUUCCUUCACCAUCAACACCUCGUGGGCCGUGCCUGCUUGUGGCUCUUCGUCCCGUAAACCUGGAACAGGAGCGUCAGACCUUUUUUCAUUCUAACUAUCAAUAUGAGCCCCAGUUUGAGUAUGCCUCCCCAGAGCCUGUCAGUGUUUUGGAGAAGUACAGAGAGGGAUCCAGUCUCUUUCUGUCCCAGGCAGUUGGGAUUAUGGAGUGUGUGCUGAGGAAGUAUGAGACCUAUGAAAACUUUGAAGAAGUCACAGGGGGCAGCUUGCUACCUAAGAGUCAAGUGUGGGCAGCCACACGCAAGUACCUACAGAAGGAGGGCUGUGUUGGUGAGGUGGUUGUAAGUCUCUCCGAUGAGCUUCUGUCCCAGGCAGUAAUGAUGGUGGAGAGAUGUCGACCAACACUAACUAUUAACUUGUCAGGAGCACGGCAACACUGGCUUGAGGGCAUGCUUAGACACGAGAUUGGCACACAUUACUUACGGGGUGUGAAUAACAGCAUGCAGCCAUGGGCCACUUCUGUUGGGAGAAAGCAGUUUGGACUGAAACCAGCUAAUCCUACUGAAGAGGGGCUUGCUAGUCUUCACAGUGUGUUGCUACGGAAACAGCCCUUCCUGUGGCGAGCCGCUCUGCUAUACUAUACGGUAUACCAUGCCACAAACAUGAGCUUCAGCCAACUGUUCAGCCAUAUUGCUCGCUUUGUCCAAGAUCCUGCUGUACGCUGGGAAUACUGCCUCCGCGCUAAACGAGGACAGACAGAUACCUCGAAACCAGGUUGCUUCAGUAAAGAUCAGGUCUACCUUAAUGGAAUUUUAAGGAUUUUACGCCACAGGAGAAACAUUGAUUUUAAGAUAUUAACCGCUCUUGGCAAGGUUUCCUAUGAAGAUGUGGACAGACUUCGGCAUUUGGCUGUUCUAAAUGGAACUAGGAUUCCUCACUUCAUGCAGGAUGAAGAACGUUAUCUUCAACACCUUGACCACAUUGUCACAGUGAAUGAACUGAGCGAUGCAGAGCUUCAAGAGCUCAUUCCAUGAAGAGUUGCAAAAAAAGUAUCAAAACCAUUCAGUUUUUCCAGGCCAAAAAAACGGUGUCUGCAAAAUUGUGAUUUUACAAGCAACUGGUUGAUAUAAUUUCGGAUGGUUUUUCAUGAAAACGUGAUCCAUGAUGAUCAUCCAUAAAAAGUAUUACAAACAGCAUCCAAUGAUUGAUGUGGUAAUUUGCUACAUUAAGUGCCAUACUCGGUAAGUCUGUUUACAAAUACAAUGAUUGUCUGUUUUAAAACCAUAUGACUCUCAGGCAUGAAAGACAUGUUUGGAUUCUUGCAAACCCAAGGUAUGUUCGGAAUGGCAUACUACCAUACGCAUACCAUUUUUUAAAAUAUACUGUGCACAGUAUGCAAAUAUUCUGAAUACGUCAUGAAUUAUGUCGUACAUUAUGCCAAAGUGUGCAGUACUGUAAUGCAGUGGGCUUGACUUGACCUUGUGUUUCCAGUGUUACGACUGAACCAAAAGCAGUAUCAACUGUCAUUUCUCUCUCAACUGAUUAGCUGAUCAGACUGAACAAAAUAAGAAAUGCAAAAUAGUUGUAAUUAUUUCAGAGUUGACAAUUGGAUGUCGUAUGGAUUUUAACAUGCAUCGUAGACAACAGAAAAUUGCUUAGUAUACUGUUUUUAAUCAACUACAUUGUAUGCGGUACAGUAGUAUUCCAUUCCUAACACCACCAUAUUCACGAGAAGCUGAAAGAUGGUCAUGUAGCAUUUUAACUGCACUCAUAAUGUAAUGGGCACAUCCCAUCAUGCUAAUUAAUGAUAUCACACACAAGGCAGAGCUAUUCGAGUACUAAAUCAAAUGAAUUCCCGGUUGAAAAAAACAGCAUAUGCUGGUUAGGUAUGUU
This is a messenger RNA of Sinocyclocheilus rhinocerous, 2669 nucleotides long. RefSeq names its product kiaa0895l. The transcript is spliced from 7 exons. Lineage: Eukaryota; Metazoa; Chordata; Actinopteri; Cypriniformes; Cyprinidae. The record is from RefSeq and is a predicted model, not a curated record. Bases 227 to 1810 code for a protein of 527 amino acids.